Messenger RNA from Brienomyrus brachyistius, 1317 nucleotides. RefSeq names its product DNA polymerase III PolC-type-like. Gene Ontology annotation, molecular function: 3'-5'-DNA exonuclease activity; nucleic acid binding. The transcript is spliced from 3 exons. Gene Ontology annotation, biological process: DNA catabolic process. Gene Ontology annotation, cellular component: cytoplasm. NCBI's taxonomy places the organism in Eukaryota, Metazoa, Chordata, Actinopteri, Osteoglossiformes, Mormyridae. The record is from RefSeq and is a predicted model, not a curated record. Bases 340 to 987 code for a protein of 215 amino acids.
UACAGAUGAAGAUAAUAAUAAAGGUGGUUUGACCGUGUAUAAGACUGCGAUUGCGGGUGGGGUUCGAUUUCCGUUAAUAAAGCUUCACAUUGACUGUGUGUGUGUGUACGAAAGCUCUGCAUCGAUUUUGCUUUCCUUAUGGUGUUUGUGCGAAACGAAAGAAAGAGCCCGAGCUGCGCCCUACGAAAGUGAGACCUAAAUUCGUAUUAGUAAUAAACAUAGAUCCACCCCUUCGGCCAUUUCUCUGCCUUGAUGGUAUAAAAGUCGGUCGGCAAACGCAGCAGAGAGACAACUGACACGCCCAAGGCAUCAAACAUCAGACCAGGACCGAGCGCCGACAUGCAGUCUGUCUGGAAUCCAACUGCAGCUUGGGGGAGAUAUACAGGAGCUGCAUCCAGCCAAUAUACCUUCGUUUUUUUUGACCUGGAAACAACUGGCUUGGAUGUCUCGCAGUGCGACAUUGUCCAGCUAUCUGCUGUCUGUGGUGACAGGACCUUCAACAAGUACGUGAUCCCAAGUCACAGCAUAACUGCGGGGGCGUCCAGGGUGACGGGUUUCACGGUGGAAGGCGACAGGCUCCUGCAACACGGGCAGCCCGUGUGGACUGUCCCCCUGGGACAAGCGCUCAUUGAGUUCCUCACUUUCCUGCGCGGGUUCCACAGACCCGUCCUGGUGGCACACAACGCGCUCGACUUCGACGCCCCCAUCCUCCUCCGCAACCUGAGCAGUUUCUCCCUCUGUAAUGAGCUGACGCGGAUCAUCGUAGGCUUCCUGGAUACCUUACGGCUCAGCAGAGACCUUCCGGAAUGCUCCGGGCUCACGAAGUUCUCGCAGGAAUACCUUGUUAAAUGGUUCCUGGGCAAGUCUUACAUGGCACAUGACGCUCUGGAAGAUUCCAAGCUCCUGCAGGAACUGUUCCGUGUUUGGAGUCCGAGCCAAAUGCUCUUAGACAAACACCUGUAUCCAAUAGAUCAGGUACGAUUCUAGCUUCCAGUUUCUAAAGCUAGGGGGUACCCAGGAGGAAUGUUUACAGGGUAGGGCAAUCCCCUAGUUAAGAAUACCCGACUUACGAACAACUCGUACUUACUAUUAUAAAUUCGGGUUAAAUAUAAUGAUUCAUAACAAACGCACGCAUUUCUUUGUAAUGCUCGUGAAAAUGUUGCGCGACUUCAGCGGUUCGUCGGCUCCAGUCACAAUACAGUACCGUACUUGGUUAUUUUUAUUAAUAAUAAUAAUAAUAAUAAUAUAGUAAUAUUUUAAUAUAGUGUUAUUUUUCCGACAUAUCUUCAAAUUCGGAACGGAACUCUGGUAACCUGG